AUGAGGACAAUAACUUCAACCAGUGGUCAAAAGGAAACUGUGGCCAUCAGAAGAAGCGAAUCAGCAGAUGCUCAGGGGAUCGAUAGCCUCAUCAGCCCCUCAGCUCUGGAGGUUUUUGGAAAGGUCAACGUAAUUCAUCUUCUGGAGAAAGCGAACCUGGCAGUGACCCUGACCAAUGAAAAGGACGACGUCCUGGCCCACGCUUCCUUCUUCGAUCACCCUGUCGGAGACUUGGUGGAUCAGGCUCAGUGGGACAAUUUCCUGAAGAAACACUUCAGAGCUGAAAAAUGCACACCCCUCAACACACUCUUCAUCCACCUGUUUGUUGCAGAGCCGAGCUUUGCCACUGAAUGUUUAAAGGAAAUAAUGAGGGCUGUCUUUAACGCCAUUGCUGAGCUUGAAUACGUCUGUCUGGUCAGCCCAAAUGUUGGUGGUUCAGAGCUGGGGUUGGAUGAGGUGUUUGAGCCACUGCAGCAGCUGACUGAGCCUGGGCCUCAGUGUUUAGCUUUAAUCUGCCACAGAGAAGAUCACUAUCCAAGACUUCAUGUCCGCCCUGCCAGGGUUGAAGAUUAUGAUGACAUCAUGAGGGUAUUUUCAGAGCGGACAAAACUCCUGUCAGUAAUCGAUCGGCCGUUCCUCCUGGCAGAGCUCAUCGAGGCUCAGAAUGAUGAAAACCGCACCGCUGUUUGUGAGAGUGAUGGAGUCGCCGUCGGCUUCAUCAACGUCACCUCUCGUGUUGAUGUGAAACGGCUGCGUGAAAACUUCGAGCUGAGUCCGUUUGACGGUUUGUAUAAACGUCAGGAAAUGAGACGCAGUGAACCUGCUGCUGAUUCUGACACAAAGGAAGAAGAUGAAGAUGAAGAAGCACUGAAACAAACCCAAACCCCAGAUACACAGCAGCAGGAGGAGACACAGUCGACCAGAGCAGGAAGGUUUCUGAGGAAACUCAACGCUUUCUGCAUCCAGUUCUUCGUUAUUGACAAGAAUUAUGAAAUGAGAUCAGUGGACUUUCUUCCAUAUGUAUUCGAACUUUUCCCAGACCGGGACUACUGCGUCAUCACAGUUCCCACAUUGUCCCCCGAGUUCCCGUUGUUGCAAAACUUCCUCAGGGUGCCGCAGCGUCCAGGCAGCUCCCUGACCCGUGAGCUCUACGUCUUCCACCGCACCGGGCUCAGGAGUGUGAAGGUGAGGCCGGCUGUGGAUUCAGACCUGCCUGCUGUCUGUGACCUGGUGAAGAGUCUGAGACUGAACAAGUCCCUGCUGCAGGACCUGGACCUCUUCUAUGAGACCCGCAGAGACCCGGAUGGGGUACCGCUGCAGGCCUUUGUGGCCCAGGUGGACGGUCAGGUCGGGGGGAUCCUGAUCAUUAGAGAUGAGCAGGACAUCGAGUACAUCCGUGCCCACUACAACAUCGAGAACUUCAUCUAUUUCAGCCACCAUCGCUACGAGGAGCACGCUCAGAUACGCCACUUCGUCCUCAAACCCUCCUUCCAGCACUUCACCAAACACUUGUUUAAGGAGGUCCUCCGGCUGGCUCACAAAUCCUGCCUGUACCACAGAAUCUACCCUCCGGACCAGAGCCAGGAGAAUUCCUGCAUUCAUCAUCUGGAUCUUGUCCUCAACUGCACGGUCCCUGUCCGCCCGCGACGCCAGAUCAUCUUCCCGCUGGAGGAGCUUGGCAACAACGCCCCUUCCAGGCGUAUCACCGAGGACCAGGCACCGUUUGCUCUCAGCCUCAUCAGCAGAAAGUUAACCAUGGAGCCAAAGGUCACCGUUAAUGCCAGGAUUGUGGUGGUGGGGGCGUCAGACACAGGUUUAUCUUUCCUUGAGGUGCUCUGUUUCUGCCCUCACCUCAGGUUCAACAAGCUGACCCUCAUCUCAACUCACGGUUACCCCGGCGACUACAACCACGAGGACGUCGGAUUUCUGUCCACAAGUCAUGCGUACAGCAGCAGAGACUUUGCCCGGCUCCCUCUGCACUCCUGCAUCAGUGUGGUCACCGGGAAGAUGGUGGGCAUCAACAGGAAGUCCAAACUUGUUCUGGUGUCCGGCGGUGUGAAGGUGCCCUACGAUCACCUCAUCCUCUGCACGGGCCUGCAGUACCAGGUGCCCUGUCCCACUGGGGUGGAUCUGAGCCAGUCCGUCACUAACAGCCAGCUUCAGUCUCCGUCCGCUCACAGAUACACUGGGCCUGUACCCUCGAACCUCUUCACCCUCAACGACCUCCACGACUGCUUGGCUGCUCGCCGCUGGCUGCUCGCCAACUUUGUGGAGCUGGAGGAUAACGCCGUCGUCUACGGAAACAGCAUCGACGUCUACACCACCGUGGAGACUUUGCUGAGUCUGGGUAUCCGGGGAUCUCGUAUCCAUCUGGUUCUUCCACCACGCAAACCCAACAGGUCCUGCUUCAGCGACCCAGACGUGGAGAAGGCCAUGACGUCGACCAUGGAGAAGGCCGAAGUCCAGGUUCACCAUGACUGCCUGCUGGCUCAGAUGAACAAUGGCGAACACCCCGACCCUCUCUCAUCGGUUUCAUUCACCACGGACUCAGAGCCCCUCCAUCUGCAGUGUGGCGUGUUCAUCAACCUCUCCAAUAAAGGAGUCGACUACGAAUCCUUCAGCAGCAUCAACAACUCCUUUCUGGUCUUUGAUAGCAGACUCGUGAUAGACGCCACUUUCCACACCAGCGAUCCAACCAUUUGUGGCGCCGGGCCUCUCACCAAAUUCUCCCGCUGCUACUACACGGAGGAAUGGUCGCACGCCCACUUCAACUCCAAGGAGGUGGGCCAGGACCUGGCGGCCGUGUUGCUGCCCCUCUUCGACCUGACCCUGGAGCCCGCUGAUGAGUCUCCAACUGAAAUGGAUCAUCUCAUACCGCUUUACAAACAGGCUAAGAUUCAAGGUGGGAAGCUACCUGGAGGAUAUAACUACCUGCAUGUCACCAAACCGUCCGCCACCCAACUGACAGGUCCUCCUGUUAAACCUUUACAGGACAGAGGCAUCGUGACCGGACGAGUGGAGACGGGGAACUACUUCUGUUUGCAUCUCGACGGCCACGAGCUGGUGGAGACGCUCACCUGCCUGUCUCUGAAGCCUCUCCCCGUCUCCAAUUACCUGAGUCUGUAUGGAAAACACCAGCAGCUGCUGGGACAGCUGUCGUCCCGCUACCACCAAUGCCUGAUCCACGAUCUGUACAGUUUCUUCAGGCAGAGUUGGAGUUUGGCCGUUUAUCACGACAGAUUCUCCGACUUCGAGCAGGAGCUUCAGCAGAUCACCUCGACUCACUGGAAGGAGAUGACGGAGGACGACGAGGAGCCGAAGGUCCUCCAACAGGUAGUACUGCAGGAAGAGAGUCGAGAAGCUUUGAGGAGCAGCGCUGUGAAGUAUCUGACCUACAACCGAAACCUGCUGCCCAUGUUCGACCAGCCGGGACAGCUGUGA
Messenger RNA from Scomber scombrus (Atlantic mackerel), 3441 nucleotides. RefSeq names its product cilia and flagella associated protein 61 (gene cfap61). The transcript is spliced from 24 exons. The record is from RefSeq and is a predicted model, not a curated record. NCBI's taxonomy places the organism in Eukaryota, Metazoa, Chordata, Actinopteri, Scombriformes, Scombridae. The coding region runs from base 1 to 3441 and encodes 1146 amino acids.